This is a messenger RNA of Arvicola amphibius (Eurasian water vole), 1970 nucleotides long. It is a transcript of the gene Nxf3, whose product is annotated as nuclear RNA export factor 3. Gene Ontology annotation, biological process: poly(A)+ mRNA export from nucleus. The coding region runs from base 1 to 1692 and encodes 563 amino acids. Gene Ontology annotation, cellular component: nucleus; cytoplasm. Lineage: Eukaryota; Metazoa; Chordata; Mammalia; Rodentia; Cricetidae. The record is from RefSeq and is a predicted model, not a curated record. The transcript is spliced from 19 exons. Gene Ontology annotation, molecular function: protein binding; RNA binding.
AUGGGGUACAGUUCCGAAACUAACCCUUAUCAAAGAAGAAUGAGAUGUCGGGGAAUUUUCCGAAGGACAUUUCUCAACUCUACUGAACACAUCAGUGCUACAGUGCAUACUUCAUUCUCUCAGCAGCAAGGUGGAGAGCCAGCAAUGAGUGAUCCUCCCAUAUAUACUAGAAGAAGAUACACUCCAUAUGGUAUUCCAUCCCGUCAUCAGAGAAUCAACUUACAUAAACGAAACCAAAUGUAUAUUAAUAGGGAGGGAUGGCUAAUACCUCCAGAGAGAACAAUGGAGAGGGACGAGCAAGAUGACACCUCAAAGAACUGGUUCAAGGUCAUAAUUCGCUCUGGCAUAAACUAUGAUAAGAAGUGGCUCUUGAAUUUGAUUCAGAGCCAGUGCAGUAUCCCUUUCACUCCAGUAGAGUUUCACUAUGAGAAAACACACGCCCAGUUUUUUGUUGAUAAUCCCGACAUUGCCUUUGAACUAAAACGUAUCAGUGACAAGAUUUGGGAUGAGUCUAAUAAUAAGGUAUGUAGUCAUAGAACUCCAUCUGUGAUUCUGCAGCUGGCUAUGAACCAACAGGGUGCUACUUCUCAGCAAUUUCUUAAUAUGCAGAGACUCCCAUUUGUGCAAGACUUGUUGACCCAUCCUACUGACUUGUCACUGAAUCUUAGAAGGAGCAUGGCUCCAUCCCUGGAUUUUUACGAAGAGGACAUGAUGCGGAUGAAGUCUGCAGAGACGGUAGUCAAGGGACAAGACCUGGAUCCAGAAGAGAUACGUGCAGACCAAAGCUCUCUGAGUACUACCAUCCCGGAUAAGUCCAGUAACAUAAAUUCAAUUCUGGAAUUGUUCCCCAAGUUAUUAAGCCUGGAAGGACAGGAAUCACCUAAACCAACUCUCUGUGGCCUCGAGGACCACAAGAGUUUACCAACUUGCAAGGGGAGUUUUUUUGAAUCUGAGGCUGUAAAGACUCUGGUCCUACAGUUCCUGCAGCAGUAUUACUUCAUCUAUGACAGUGGAGAUCGGCAGGAACUCCUUAAUGCCUACCAUGCUGAGGCUUGCUUCUCUUUGACCGUCCUCUUCAGUUCUAUGGACUCAUCCUUGAGAAGCUUGUGCGGGUACUUCAAGCACAGCAGAAAUACGAAGAUUCUCAAAAAUUCUUAUAAGUGUCAGGAGCUGCUGAAGCAUAAAAAAUGUGACAUUAUUUGCUUUCUUCGUACAUUACCCCAAACUCAGCAUGACCUUACCUCCUUUGUGGUGGACAUAUGCUUCCAGACAGAGACGAUGCUCUGCUUCUCUGUUAGUGGAUUGUUCAAGGAAGAGGGCAGCUUUCAGGGUUGUGUUCAUGCCUUCACUCGGACCUUCAUUACUACCUACGGCAACAGUUCUGAGGAAUGUUUUUCCUCUGGCCUUUGUAUCAUCAAUGACAAGCUGUCUGUGAGGGAUGUCCAAGGGCUUCCCAGUGCCUCCAUUCCCGUGGCCACAUCUUCUUCCAGCUAUUUGCCUGCCCUCUUUCAGGAUCAACAGAAGAUGGUGCAGACAUUCUCUACACAGGCUGGGAUGAAUGUUGAGUGGUCUCAGACGUGCCUUGAUGAUGAGCAGUGGAAUCACAGUGAAGCUAGUCAGAGCCUUGCCUGGCUCCAGGUAAAGGAUGCGAGCCCCGAGCAUACCUUCAUGCAGACAGGUCCAGGAUUCUAAGAACAACAUACCAAGAAGAAGUUCCUAGGAGUCACUAUCUUAUCUCUUCAAACCUUUGUUGUGAUUUUGUUCUAGCACGGUAAUUUCCAUGUAAAUGAAUUGGGACAUCUGGGAGCUAAGGCACCCUGGGAGCUAAGGCGGAGCUUGUAAAGCUAACUCUCAUGUAUCUAAAUGACCUGUUGUUUGUGUAUUUGCCAUGUAUUUCCAGAUCAUUGUUUCUUAUUUUUUCUUUCAUUAUAGAUGUUAUUAAAUUUGUUGAGCAUUUCGUGUUUCUGUAA